Amaranthus tricolor (Joseph's coat) is the source of this 1715-nucleotide messenger RNA. RefSeq names its product 26S proteasome regulatory subunit 7. Lineage: Eukaryota; Viridiplantae; Streptophyta; Magnoliopsida; Caryophyllales; Amaranthaceae. Gene Ontology annotation, cellular component: proteasome regulatory particle, base subcomplex. The record is from RefSeq and is a predicted model, not a curated record. Bases 112 to 1392 code for a protein of 426 amino acids. Gene Ontology annotation, molecular function: ATP hydrolysis activity; ATP binding; proteasome-activating activity. Gene Ontology annotation, biological process: proteasome-mediated ubiquitin-dependent protein catabolic process. The transcript is spliced from 10 exons.
UUUUCUUUUUCUUUUUUCUUUUCUGUGAAGUAAAACCUAAUAGUCCUCUCUUGUUCUUCAAGAAAACUUGCAACUGUUAAAGUUCAGCAGAAUACACAAAUUUUACGCAAAAUGGCGAUUGAUCACGAAGACGAGCUUAAGGACGAGAAGAAUCCUCGCCCACUUGACGAGGAUGAUAUCGCUCUUUUGAAAACCUAUGGAUUGGGGCCUUACUCUUCCAGCAUUAAGAAAGUGGAGAAAGAAAUAAAGGAGAUGGCAAAGAAAGUCAAUGACUUAUGUGGGAUUAAGGAGUCUGAUACCGGAUUGGCAACUCCUAGCCAAUGGGACUUGGUGUCUGACAAGCAAAUGAUGCAAGAGGAGCAACCUCUCCAGGUUGCUAGAUGCACCAAGAUAAUCAGUCCUAACACUGAAGAUGCUAAGUAUGUGAUUAAUGUGAAGCAGAUUGCAAAGUUUGUUGUUGGGCUGGGCGAUAAAGUUUCUCCAACCGAUAUUGAAGAAGGCAUGCGUGUCGGGGUUGAUAGAAACAAGUAUCAGAUUCAGAUUCCCUUACCACCAAAGAUUGAUCCCAGUGUGACCAUGAUGACGGUGGAGGAGAAACCAGAUGUGACAUAUAAUGACGUGGGGGGCUGCAAAGAGCAAAUUGAGAAGAUGCGAGAAGUUGUUGAAUUACCGAUGCUUCACCCGGAGAAAUUUGUAAAGCUUGGGAUAGAUCCUCCAAAGGGUGUAUUAUGCUAUGGUCCUCCUGGUACUGGAAAAACACUUUUGGCCAGAGCUGUUGCUAAUCGAACUGAUGCAUGCUUCAUUCGAGUUAUUGGAAGUGAGCUUGUCCAGAAGUAUGUUGGUGAGGGCGCUCGAAUGGUUCGUGAGCUAUUUCAGAUGGCAAGAUCAAAGAAGGCAUGUAUUGUUUUCUUUGAUGAAGUUGAUGCAAUUGGAGGUGCUCGUUUUGAUGAUGGUGUGGGAGGAGAUAAUGAGGUGCAACGUACUAUGCUUGAAAUUGUGAACCAGCUAGAUGGGUUCGACGCUCGUGGAAACAUUAAAGUUCUUAUGGCCACAAACAGACCUGACACACUUGACCCAGCUCUCUUGCGUCCUGGACGGUUGGACAGAAAGGUUGAGUUUGGCCUUCCUGAUUUAGAGGGUAGGACACAAAUAUUCAAGAUCCAUACCAGGACCAUGAACUGUGAAAGGGAUAUCCGGUUUGAGUUACUUGCUCGUCUUUGCCCGAACUCCACAGGUGCUGACAUUAGAAGUGUGUGCACCGAGGCUGGAAUGUAUGCUAUUCGUGCUCGAAGGAAGACAGUGACAGAAAAAGAUUUUAUCGAUGCCGUAAACAAAGUCAUCAAGGGUUAUCAAAAGUUCAGUGCUACUCCUAAGUACAUGGUCUACAACUAAAACUCCCUUGUCGCAGAAGAACCCGGCUGCUUAAUCCAAUAUCGAUGCUGUGCACACCUAUCUCCUGCGCAAUCAUAUGGACAUUUGCACCAAAUGGUGACCUAAUGCAACUCAAUAGCAAAUCUGUAAAGAGGCCUACAAUAUAUUUUUGUGCUGGAAAUUUCAUUUAUUUUAGCUUUUGACAAAAUGGUGUUGGCAUAUGGUUUGGUGGUUGCCAAAGUUUGUUAAAGACGUUGAGUUUUCUAUUAAAUGUUUGGAUUUGGACUCGAAAUUUUAAUUCUAAGACAUUCUUUCUAGAAAAAUAGAUUUAACACUUAUUCUUA